AUGCGCGACGGAGUCAUCAGCUUUGAUAACACGAGAGUUGGGCGAUCGGGACUGUCCGUUGAAAUUUGGUACACCUGGCCACAGCGUGACACCCGGCACAUUACGGCCCGCUUACGGCCGGCGGGCGCACACCGCGCGCGGCCCUCCAGGAUGCAGCACGCGUCGACGCUCGUCGUUCUAACGCUGUUACAACUAUGCCGAGCGGAAAUACCUAAUGCGUUACCGGAAUGGUACGCGGCAAACCUAAUAAACGACGCGGGAUUCCAACCAAAGCCAAUCACGGAGAUAUUCACAACGCAAGCGACGUUCUCGUCUAAGAAUCCUAUUGUGGUUACAUCGACGACCCCCGGUUCGGAAACGGAAGUGGUGUUUUCGACGUCGCCCACUACUAGGACUCAAACAACUGUGGCGGAAUCGUUGCCGUCUACUGAAGACACCACCCAGAAGGUUAUACCGCUGCGAGAGAACCGUCCACCAGCGUCACAACCGCUGGACAUACCGAGGCAGGUGUAUCAACCACCACCGCAACAUAUACAAGUUUUAGUAGCGCAGCCGCCUCAGCAAGUUCUAACUCCACAGCAGAUUCAACCGUCCCCGCAAAUUCCACCGGCCCCCCAAAUUCCCCCAUCCCCCCAAAUCCAAUUGCCACCACAUCCGGUAAACCAGCAACAGACAACGGGGCAACCUAACUAUUUCCUCAUAUACCAGCAAGCGCCGCUUUCCAUACAACAGUACCCCCAAUCCGCAUCUCAGUCGAGACCAAGCUCCCCAUCGACGCCGCAAACGACCACACAACUGGCCGAGACGCAAACAACAACACAAGAGGCGACUCGGCUAACUACACAGCCACCGACGGUAAUAACAGAAAAAAUUGAGGAAACCAGAUCGACUGACAUUUUGACAACUCAAACAUCAACCACACCAGUUCCCAAGAGCGCACACAGGAAUGUCCGUCAGGGUCCGUUUAAUUUCAGCUCCACGGUUGGCCCGUUCGGCGGGGCUUGGCAAAGUCCAAGCACUGUCCCGGGCGCCGCGUACUCUAACCCACCAAUCAGUUCCACGAUACUACCCAGCGGUCCAUACGUCCCAUGUUCAAAUCCAAGCACUGCUGGAAGAGUCCCCAAAACAACUCCGAGUGCCUUGCCACCGCAGAAACAGAAUGGGCUAUCGGGGCUCACGAUACGCGUUUCCGCGCCAAGAGGUUCCAUCACAAAUAUAAAAAUCAAUCCAUCAACAACGACGAAGAAGCCGCCCAGACCGCGAAGGAAGGGCAACAAUUACAAUAACUGCGUGGACUCUUGCAGAGGGAAGAAGGAACCGCUUUGUGCAGCUCCGUUAGCAGUUAUACCGAUAGAUCCAGACAAUUUGAAGGGUUUCCCUUCGAUCUGCCACUUGGCGUGCCACAACUCUUUUAGAAAAAAUCAACCUUACGAGAAAAUUAUGGACGGACGGUGCAGUAAACUGAGGACGCGCAUCCGUACCUUUGACAAGAACAAGCUUAAAAGGGAAGAACUGAAUAAGGCACAGUACACGGUACUGAACAACGGCCCAGAAACUGUCGUCCAAGUUAUACAAAACGAAAGGAGUGGUCUAUUU
Molecule: messenger RNA, 1596 nt
Organism: Iphiclides podalirius (scarce swallowtail)
Lineage: Eukaryota; Metazoa; Arthropoda; Insecta; Lepidoptera; Papilionidae
Source: the annotation of a GenBank genome assembly